GCCCGGCGGGGCCCGGGCUCGGCAGCCCGGGGGGUACGGCCAGCGGCAGCCGGGCAACGCGAGGGGCCGUCCCGCUGCCGGUUGUGGGAAGCGGCUUUUGGCGGAGCGUGGAGCUUCACCUGGCCCGGAGGGUCCCCGGCGGGGAUUCCCCUCAGCCCGCUUCUUUGCCUUUUUUCUGUCUUUCUUUCUUUUUUUUCCUCACCCCUCCACCCCACCCCCCUCCCGGAGCAUUGCGAACGGGGUAUUUUCUUCGGGGUAUAAAGCUGAGAAUAGACGGGAGGAGAGCUUCAGAGCUUCACCUCGUUGCCUCAUCCCUGUUCGCAUGCGAGCCUCCUGCAACAUCUCCUUCCUCCUGCUCCUCUCACCUGGCCGCCUCUGCCCAGAUCAUGUCCGCUAAGCUCCUGCUGGUUUUCCUCCUCCUCUCAGUGUUCCACGCCCGUUCCAGAAAGGUUGAAGAGGAUGAAUAUGAAGAUGGAACAACCAACCAAAAAUGGGUUUUAGCUCCAAAAACACAAGACACAGAUGUGACCUUGAUACUAAACAAGCUGUUGAGAGAGUAUGACAAAAAACUACGGCCUGAUAUUGGAUUAAAACCAACAGUUAUUGAUGUUGACAUUUAUGUCAACAGCAUCGGUCCAGUAUCGUCAAUAAAUAUGGAAUAUCAAAUUGAUAUAUUUUUUGCUCAGACGUGGACAGACAGCCGCCUUCGUUUCAACAGCACCAUGAAAAUACUGACUCUGAACAGCAACAUGGUUGGUUUGAUCUGGAUCCCAGACACAUUUUUUCGUAACUCCAAGACAGCUGAUGCACACUGGAUUACCACCCCAAACCAGCUCCUCCGAAUAUGGAAUGAUGGCAAGAUCCUGUACACCCUCAGGCUUACCAUCAAUGCUGAGUGCCAGCUGCAGCUACAUAACUUCCCAAUGGAUGAACACUCCUGUCCACUGAUAUUCUCGAGCUAUGGCUACCCUAAAGAAGAAAUGAUUUACAGAUGGAGAAAAAACUCAGUGGAGGCUGCUGAUCAGAAGUCUUGGAGACUCUAUCAGUUUGAUUUUAUGGGUCUCAGAAAUACUUCAGAAAUUGUGAACACCUCUGCAGGUGAUUAUGUAGUCAUGUCUGUUUACUUUGACUUAAGCAGAAGAAUGGGUUAUUUCACUAUUCAGACUUAUAUUCCCUGCAUCCUGACUGUUGUUCUUUCGUGGGUUUCCUUCUGGAUUAAAAAAGAUGCCACACCAGCAAGAACAGCAUUAGGGAUCACUACAGUACUGACCAUGACAACUUUGAGCACCAUUGCAAGAAAAUCAUUACCCCGUGUCUCCUAUGUCACCGCUAUGGAUUUGUUUGUGACUGUAUGCUUUCUAUUUGUAUUUGCUGCUCUGAUGGAGUAUGCAACCCUCAACUACUACUCUAGUUGCAGGAAACCAAACUGUACUAAGAAGAAAAAGUCGCUACCUGAUGUCAGUUUUGGUCAUGUGAUGAAUUAUUCUGUACUUGAUAUGAGACCACCAACUACAGUCAUCACAUUGAACAAUGCCAUGUAUUGGCAAGAAUUUGAAGAGGCAUGUGUCUAUGAAUGUCUGGAUGGGAAAGACUGCCAGAGUUUUUUCUGUUGUUAUGAAGAAUGUAAAUCAGGCUCAUGGAGGAGAGGACGGAUUCACAUAGACAUCUUAGAACUGGACUCUUACUCUAGGGUCUUUUUUCCUACAUCCUUCCUGCUCUUUAACCUGGUCUACUGGGUUGGAUACCUCUAUCUUUAAAAGUUGCCUGUAGUGGUGAAGACUGCUGUGUUUUCACACUGAGGAAAGAUGGUGAAAGUGCAGCAAAAGUGAAGGACAUGGUCAGUUUCAUCCCAAAUUAUAAAGGCCACAUUAACCUUCACCAUCACAGAGUGUGAUGAAGAAUUUUAAUUGCCUAAAAAAGAAAAAAAUGGAAGAAUUAUCUCCUUACUGCUAUUCAUUUUAAGGGAAAGAUUCUUAAAAAUUCAGCUGAAUUUGUAGUGUAAGCAAUGUUUAUGAAUAUUUAUUGUAUAUUAGAAUUCUUAUUAUUCUCCCUUGACUUAGAAGCUAUACACAGUUCAGUCAAAGGUUAAGUAUGUCAUUUUUGUUCUUCAUUCCCAUAGUUUCUUCAAAAUGCUGCCAUAUCCCUGAGGCUCAGAGCAACACAGAGUGGCACUAGCAAAUAUGCUAAAGCCAAUGAAACCACUCAUUUGUAUUUAAACUGACUUCAGUUCUGGGAAAUAUUUUCUUGAUGAUCUCCUUACAAUAGAGAAACCAUCAAAAGGCGGUAACAUAUGUCUCUUUUGAGAUCAAAAUAGAGAAGUUACUUUCUGCAAAGGUCUAGGAAUCGUAGAAUUAGCUGCUUACUUACAUGAAUUUGUUUUAAUUUGAGGUGAAAAUAUCACAAAUAUUUUGAUAUAAAUAAAAGACUUGCCUAUCUCUGAGGCAGCUGAAGGCAUAACUUCUACAGUUUUUCAAGUUUUUAACUGUCUUUUUUAUGUCUGGUUAAACACAGGAUGGUCAUUGAUUUCUAAAGUACUUGUACUUGAAGCAGGACAAGAUCCUUCUUGUUUAUGUCAUUGUAGCAGAUCACAGUUGAUAGGCCAUGAGCGAAAAUCGCUAUAAUAGCACUGGUAAUGCAUCACUUUCUUCAGAUUGAAGUGUACUAAAAAGUGCCCUCAUUCUAAUGCAUUCUUAUUUUUCUCUCAUUAUUAUUUUAUAAAACUAAAAAACUGAAAAAAAAAAAAAAAAAAAAAGUUGCCAAAGGACAUUUUUAUUUUUUCCAUAAAGUUAAAUAUUGCAGACCUGGAUCUGACCUGAAGAUUGAAUACUUUUUUGAAAAUUUAACUGUUGCCCUUGGAUCAAAGGUGGAGUAGUUGCCAUAUGUAGCAGAGGUUGAAAGGAUUCUUCCUGAACUACCAACUAGAUUUUAGUCUAGAAACUUUGCAUUCUUCAACCUUCUGAUCAUUAAAUUCUUAAAAUGCACAUUUUUUACAAAAAAAAAAAAAAAAAAAAGAAUAUUGUUUUUUGUUGUCAAACUGAAUUGCUUCUUUUACAGGCUGUCUCAAUAAUUGUUUUUAAGCAAAGAAAACAUUUAAAAAUCAGUAAAAAGGACUUUCAAUGGCAAAUAGUUAUAAAUGGUUAAUGAUAAAAUAUACCUAAAAACUAAAUUGUUUUUUUCUCUUUUGAAAGACUUGAUUUUUUUUUUUCUCACCUCAAAAGAAAAAAAAAAAAGAGAGAAGCAGAUUUGAUUGAAAAGCUUUUCAUUUUCUCCUUUGAAGGAAAACAGAAAUGCUGUCAUGUUCUUUGGAACAUCAGUGCCUGUCAGUGCUGUUUCCUUAUGUUUCCAGCGAAUUUUAGUGGAGAAAAAAAAAAUACUAAUAAGAAAGAUAAAUGUGUUUUAUCUUCUGUUUUUCAUUUGUACAAAAAAUCAGAAACUAGAGAUGGGUUUAGAUGGGGGAAGGGAAACACUUCUCCAAAGACUGAAAGCAAGAGAAGAAAAGAGAAGAAAUAUUUGUGGGCAUUAUCAAAACCUUACUCUAUGAAACAUCUGAUCACCUGAUUUCAAAAUACAUCUUGAAUCUUUUGAUAACUGUCAGUAGCAAAUUACUCUGUAAACCUAUUAACCUGUAAUCCUCUGUGUCCUGCAUUUUAAGUGUGGCUUUCAUUGAAGGAGAGUUACAUUUUCAGUAGUGCUAGGAGGCAAUUAAACUGAAUUUGUAUAUCCUGGUCUUUAAUUACAAUGUAAUCAAUGACAGCAACUUUUGGUUGUAUUUUACAAGAAUACCUGGAGUACCUCAAGCCAAAAUAAGAGUUUGGAAACACUUAUCCUUUGGGGACCAGAUCCUGCAAAACCUCUCCACAGUCAUUUUAUUUUGGUGGGAGUGUUUAGACAGAUGAGAUGUGUGAAGGUAGGUUCCACCAUUAAGUCUUCGAUAGAUUAAGUGAGGUUUAUUUAUUUAGUUAGUUAGUUAGUUGUAUAUCUGAGUGACUGUCCCAGGAGUAAGUGUAGAAGUGAUAUGUUCUCAUUUUUCUUUGUACUUCUGCUCAAAUCUAUUAUCUGCUCCACCUAAAGGAACACAGUCCUGUCAAAACCUUAGUUGAAGGACUAAGGCUUAGUCCAUUUAUAUUACCUCCACUUUCUGACCGCUUUCAUAAGCAGAACUUGAAAGCUUAUCACUCCACUUUUUUCAAUACACCAACCCAAGAAAGUCUCUACUGCCACUUUUGGUUUCCACUGCUAUACUGGCAGCAAAAGACAUCUUCUACUUUGCAAUAUAUUUUCCUCCAUGGUUAAGUUAAAUAAAUAAAUAAAUAAAUAAAUAAGUAAAUAAAUAAGUAAAUAAAUAAAUAAAUAAAUAAAUAAAUGGAGUGAUUGUUGGAUGUAAGCUGGCAGGUUUCAGAAUAUGUCAGCUUACUCCUUGCUUGAUCUACUCUCUCUGCUUUACUGCUUUGUGCUUUGGCAGCCAUUGAGAAAAGAUUAGUUUUCUAGGUUCUGCAUCAUUCAAAAUACAAUUAUUCUAGAUGUCUAGAUAAUGUAGUCUGCAUACAUCUGUGUGCCAUGCCCUUCUGUAAUAGUAAGGAAUACCCUCAUUAACCUCCAGAUAUUCUUUUGCUUCCUUUGCAAAUUGAAAAAGAUUAUCGCUUCUGUGCACUGUCCCAUGGGAAAUAUACAAAAUACCUUUUAGCCUUUUAGAAUGUUUUCUUAUAAGAUGACUUCAUAUUCAAGACUUGCAUUUAUUCAGAUGCUUCUUUUUUGUUAUUUAGUUCUUUUCACUCUUCUAUGGUGGAGAAGGGAACUUGUUUAGGUAGUAUGUAAAACCACACUACAUUCUUUCCUUUUUGAAGUUACAGAAAAGUUUGUGAGGUUUUUUUAAUCUUGUCUCACUGUGUGAAAACCAGCUUUUCCCAGGAAGGUGAGUAAAAGUAAAAUCAAGCCCUUUAUUUCUCUCCUUUCAAUCAAAAAUUGAUUGACAUUUAUUUCCUGAAUUAAAAGCUGCAUUUUCAAGUCAAUUGAGAAUAUAUAAGUGUUCUGCUUAACUCAGUUUUAUCUGUUUUGGCCAGGAUGUCUACCAUGCUGAAAUCACCUUCUUUUACAGACAUUCUGACAGGAAUAAUCAUAUAACAACUAUCAGACAGUUUAUGCUGUCUCUGUGUCCAACAGUACUGUGGAACUGAAGUACUGAAUACAAUUUUAGCAUAACUUUCUAAUCAAGAACUACAGCUGUAGAUUAAAACACAUUAAGCUCUUAAUCAAACUUAUGUUCUCUUUCAGAAGCUCCUUCCUUCCAUCAUGAACACUUGCUUGUAUGUUGGGUCAAUAAAAAUGAUUAAAACUACAGCUGGAGGAGUCCUAAAGUCCAGGAAUGUCCAUAAAUAGCAAAGGAAAAACAUGAGGAAGAGAUUGCUUUUCAUUGCUGUGCAGUCAUCUAUCCCACUCCUCUUAUUCAGCUCUUUACACCACCUGCCACAGAGUAAUUCUAAAUCAUCCACCUGGUAGACUGCAAUAUUCAUCAGCUAGAACCAUAGUGACACAACGAGCCUCUAGGUGAUCAUAUUUAUGGUAGUGGAAGCAUCUUACCACACAUCUCAGAUAACUAUCUCAAACACUUCUACAGCUCUAACAUGAUUCAAAGCCUAAAUUCUCCUGUUGCUGCAAGAAUUUAUCACAUUUCACCUUUCCCAAUCCCUUCAUGAUCUAGGGAAGUAUCUAGGAAGACCACCUUUUUACCUUCAAAUGCAAGAUGGCAUUGGAAAGACUGUAGUCGCUGUAUUGCUGGCUGGGAGAAAUUAAGAUUGUAAAUGUUUUAACACAAUUUUUUUUUUCAACUUCACAGUCUGGACAGUUGCUGUUGUCUUCUAAACUGUAAAAUAAAGUACUCACUGCAACUCA
Coturnix japonica (Japanese quail) is the source of this 5889-nucleotide messenger RNA. It is a transcript of the gene GABRG3, whose product is annotated as gamma-aminobutyric acid type A receptor subunit gamma3. Lineage: Eukaryota; Metazoa; Chordata; Aves; Galliformes; Phasianidae. The record is from RefSeq and is a predicted model, not a curated record. Gene Ontology annotation, biological process: monoatomic ion transmembrane transport; gamma-aminobutyric acid signaling pathway; chloride transport. Gene Ontology annotation, cellular component: membrane. Gene Ontology annotation, molecular function: extracellular ligand-gated monoatomic ion channel activity; GABA-A receptor activity.